AUGGAGAACGGCACAGAGGGCAAGAACUUCUACAUCCCCAUGAACAACCGGACGGGGCUUGUAAGGAGUCCUUUUGAGUAUACACAGUAUUAUUUGGCGGAUCCAUGGUUCUUCAAACUGCUGGCUCUCUACAUGUUCUUCCUGAUGUGCACCGGCUUCCCCAUCAACUUUCUGACACUGCUGGUCACAGCUCAGAACAAGAAGCUCCGGCAACCUCUCAACUUCAUCCUGGUCAACUUGGCUGUUGCUGGAGUCAUCAUGGUCUGCUUCGGAUUCACAGUCAGCUUUUAUUCCUCCCUCAAUGGCUAUUUCUCCUUGGGACCCAUGGGCUGUGCUAUUGAGGGAUUCAUGGCCACUCUUGGAGGUCAGGUGUCUCUGUGGUCUCUUGUGGUUCUUGCUGUUGAGAGAUACAUUGUGGUCUGCAAACCCAUGGGUAGUUUCAAAUUCACAGCCACCCACGCUGGAGCAGGUUGUGCAUUCACCUGGGUCAUGGCUGCCUCCUGCGCUGUCCCUCCUCUUGUUGGCUGGUCACGGUACAUCCCUGAGGGUAUUCAGGUGUCCUGCGGACCCGACUACUACACCUUGGCCCCAGGCUACAACAACGAAUCAUUUGUCUUGUACAUGUUCACCUGCCACUUCUGCGUUCCUGUCUUCACCAUCUUCUUCACCUAUGGAAACUUAGUGUGCACAGUGAAGGCGGCCGCAGCUCAGCAGCAGGACUCUGUAUCCACACAAAAAGCUGAGAAGGAAGUGACACGUAUGUGCAUCCUGAUGGUGCUGGGCUUCCUGGUGGCUUGGACCCCAUAUGCCAGCUUUGCUGCAUGGAUCUUCUUCAACAGGGGAGCUGCGUUCUCAGCCACAGCCAUGGCCAUCCCUGCCUUCUUCUCAAAGAGCUCAGCACUGUUCAACCCCAUUAUCUAUGUGCUGAUGAACAAACAGUUCCGUAAUUGCAUGCUGAGCACUAUUGGCAUGGGUGGCAUGGUGGAGGAUGAGACCUCAGUAUCAACCAGCAAGACAGAAGUGUCCUCUGUCUCCUAAACACGGACCAAUCU
Messenger RNA from Epinephelus fuscoguttatus (brown-marbled grouper), 1052 nucleotides. Its product is annotated as green-sensitive opsin. The record is from RefSeq and is a predicted model, not a curated record. The coding region runs from base 1 to 1038 and encodes 345 amino acids. Gene Ontology annotation, cellular component: photoreceptor outer segment; membrane. Lineage: Eukaryota; Metazoa; Chordata; Actinopteri; Perciformes; Serranidae. Gene Ontology annotation, biological process: visual perception; phototransduction; G protein-coupled receptor signaling pathway. The transcript has 5 exons. Gene Ontology annotation, molecular function: G protein-coupled receptor activity.